CUCCACAGACCGAGCCAUGAGGAUACGACUUCUGCAGCAGAUGGAGCAGUUCAUUCAGUAUCUGAAUGAGCCAGCGGUCAACUCCCAGAUUUUCCCUCAUGUUGUUCAUGGCUUCACAGACACCAACCCUGCUAUCAGAGAACAGACUGUUAAGUCUAUGUUGCUACUGGCUCCCAAGCUGAAUGAGACCAACCUGAACCAGGAGCUGAUGCGUCACUUUGCCCGGCUGCAGGCCAGAGACGAACAAGGCCCGAUCCGGUGCAACACCACUGUCUGCCUGGGAAAGAUAGCCUCCUACCUCAAUGCAGGGACUCGACAGCGUGUUCUGAUUUCUGCCUUCUCACGAGCCACUAAAGACCCCUUCCCAGCUUCACGUUCCGCUGGUGUCUUGGGCUUUGCCGCAACACACAACUACUACAGUGUGAUGGAGAUCGCUGCCCGCAUCCUGCCCACCCUCUGUGCCAUUACUGUCGACCCCGAUAAGAGUGUCAGAGACCAG
Molecule: messenger RNA, 499 nt
Organism: Monopterus albus (swamp eel)
Lineage: Eukaryota; Metazoa; Chordata; Actinopteri; Synbranchiformes; Synbranchidae
Product: N-terminal kinase-like protein
Exons: 4
Source: RefSeq, a predicted model, not a curated record